Diplodia corticola is the source of this 1017-nucleotide messenger RNA. RefSeq lists its product as uncharacterized. The coding region runs from base 1 to 1017 and encodes 338 amino acids. NCBI's taxonomy places the organism in Eukaryota, Fungi, Ascomycota, Dothideomycetes, Botryosphaeriales, Botryosphaeriaceae. The record is from RefSeq and is a predicted model, not a curated record. The transcript has 3 exons.
AUGUCGAACGCGAGCCACGGCCAUCCAUCACCGCAACAACAAAUGGCCGGGUCUGUUGAGCUUGGAGAACUCGCUCUGCCAGCGGGAGCGCAGAAGACGAGCCGAGUUGAUAGGCAAGUGGCCUUCAGGACCACAGCAGAGGUAGAGCGGCAACCUCGACCCCUAUCCUAUCCUCAGCAACGUGACAACCUGUCGGAAUUCAUCUUCGACCAGGGCUUGAAUCCGGUCUUCGAUCCUCGCAAGGGUUUGAGCAACAUCGACAUCGAGGAGAAACGGUCGGUCAAGUCGGCGCUUACCCCUCAUGGUGGUGCCACGGAUGAGCCGGGUGCAGCGCAUAUCCAGACCCUCCACAGUGACUUGCAGCGCAUGAUGAAGGGGUGGUGUGAGAGUGAGCAGGACUUGAGGGAUGUGACAGUCCUCGGGAUGAGAUAUGGCACCUACAACGUCAUCAAAUCGAAAUUAGGCGGCUUUCCUGGAGGAGAGGACCCGUUCGGCAACUUGGAAGAGUACGCAAUCCAGACUCGGAACGGUAACAGCAACCACAACGCUGUCGGCCCAAGUCUCGGGACAUGCCCCACGUUUCUGAGCAAGGUGCAGAUGGACCAGUUGAUACAGCAUCAUCGCUACUGGGGAUGUACCGAGAAUGGGUCUCCCAUGCCCAAUCAGCCUUCUUCCGACAGGCCAAUGGCGUGUAACCUAGGAUCAUUCGCGCAUGAUCCUAUCAUGAUGGGCCAAGGAGCUUCAGUCAGGCCGCCAGUAAGGGUCGAGACACUGGAUUCGGAGACCGAUGUCGACGCGAGACCAAGGGCAAGCGGUGGUUGGCAAAACCAGACCAGGCCGAGCACCGCCUACCAGAAUGGCAACUCGAAGUCCAUGAAGAAGCUGCUCAACGGUGGUCGUCAGACAGGACAGACUUCGAAUGGUGGAGUAGACGCGAAGGGCAGAGCACACUCAAAGGGCAAGGCACACUCGAAGAGCGGUGCCAACAAGAGGCGUGGUGGCUGCAUCAUUAUGUGA